Messenger RNA from Sorghum bicolor (sorghum), 1377 nucleotides. RefSeq lists its product as uncharacterized. The transcript has 5 exons. Lineage: Eukaryota; Viridiplantae; Streptophyta; Magnoliopsida; Poales; Poaceae. The coding region runs from base 1 to 1377 and encodes 458 amino acids. The record is from RefSeq and is a predicted model, not a curated record.
AUGGCUACUACUGAGCUCGACGUAGACGAUGUCAUUGCUGUGACGGAAGCUGAUCUCAGAGACCAACAGAAGCAGGCCAUGGAGUGGGUUCUGGAGGAAUACAGGUCCUUGUCGGCAAGGGCGCUGUGCACACCAACAAGAAUCUGCAAGGAAACCAGCGAUUCCAGGUCCCUGCCGCCGCCGUUCCUUCCAGCAGCCGUGGACUACAGAUCGCAAAUCUCCAAGUCGUAUAUACGUCUCAUGGAUUCCACAUCGUUGGUGACUCCAUCAAGCCGCCGUCGUGCACGGCUGAUGAGGGCGUCCAGAUCACGUGUCCGCAAACAAUUGGAUGACGAUUCUUCAGAUGACGAUGAUUUCUUUAUCUUCACAGCUGCUCGAAUUGUGCACAUGUUUUCAAAGAAGAAACGUAGACCUGGUGGGUCGGUUCCUGGCCAUGUUGUCAUUUAUCGCGAUAGAGAAGGCGGCCAUCGGAGGAUGUAUCAAGAUUAUUUGGCAGACAAUCCGACGUAUGGUCCAGAUUUAUUCCAUCGGAGAUUCAGGAUGAGCAAGGAUCUUUUUCUACGCAUCAUGAAUGCUGUUCAAGUACACGAUGAUUACUUCGUGCAAAAAAGAAAUUGUGCGGGUGUUCUUGGAUUGAGUUGUUUCCAAAAAGUCACUGCCGCUCUUCGUAUGCUCACAUAUGGGGUAUCUGCUGAUGCUAUAGAUGAGUAUAUUCGCAUUGGCGAAAGCACCGCACUUGAGAGCCUACAUAGGUUCGUUGCUGCAGUUGUAGGAAUAUUUGAAGCGGAAUACCUAAGACAUCGGAAUGAGGCUGACAUAGCACGCUUGUUUGCGGUCAAUGAGAAAAGAGGAUUCCCGGCCGAAGUUAAAGCUCCAGAGGUGAACUAUACCAUUAAUGGUCAUGAGUACAAAAUGGGUUAUUUUCUUGCCGAUGGUAUAUACCCCUCAUGGGGUACUAUAGUCAAGUCCAUCUCUAUUCCUAUGGGAAACAAGCGGAGAUAUUUUGCCACAGCACAAGAAGCAGCGAGGAAGGACGUUGAAAGGUUUUUUGGCGUUUUGCAGUCUAGAUUUGCCAUUGUUCGACAACCAGGUCGCAUUUGGGACUCAGAGACGCUUGCAUUGAUUAUGAGGGCUUGUGUGAUUAUGCACAAUAUGAUUGUUGAAGAUGAAAGAAACCUAGACCCUGAUGAGCGGUUCGAUGGUGGUGGUGAAAAUGUGCAACCUGCUCGUGGCCAGCCUACUCGCACACUAGCUGAAUUUAUUAAAGCGCAUAAAAAUAUCCGAGACAAGCCAACACACUUCCAGUUAAAAGAAGACCUUAUCGAGCACCUAUGGAACCAUCAUCCUGAUUUGUACCCUAUGGAACCAGCAUCGUGA